This is a messenger RNA of Oppia nitens, 1545 nucleotides long. Its product is annotated as dual specificity mitogen-activated protein kinase kinase 6-like. Bases 258 to 1265 code for a protein of 335 amino acids. The record is from RefSeq and is a predicted model, not a curated record. Gene Ontology annotation, biological process: protein phosphorylation; stress-activated MAPK cascade. The transcript is spliced from 6 exons. Lineage: Eukaryota; Metazoa; Arthropoda; Arachnida; Sarcoptiformes; Oppiidae. Gene Ontology annotation, molecular function: MAP kinase kinase activity; ATP binding.
CUCAGAGUUUUGUUUUUGUCGACACAUUAUUCAAAGCAUUCAUUGAUUGAACACAAGUGUCGAACCCUUAAUAAUAGACUCAAUGAAUGAAUGAAUGAAUGAAUUAUUGAAUGAGUUGUCAAUUGUUGUCAAUUGUUGUCAAUUGUUGUCAAUUGUUGUGAUUCAUAGUCUUAACUCAUUUGACUGAUUGUUAUCUUGGGAUCAAUUGGUCCAGACUUUGCAAACAGCAAUUGUGAUUAAUCUGCCACUUGAGCCAAAUGUCUGGAGCUAAGCUACCGAAACGGCCGCCAAGAUUAGGGCCAAUCAAUGAUUCACCCCCUCCUCCUGUCACACCUCCCGAUAACUUAGACAAUAAGACUACAAUUCAUAUUAAUGACAAAGACAUAGACAUCGAUCCUGAGAUCAAUAUAGAGACUCUUCAAGAGUUAGGUCGCGGCGCUUACGGUAUCGUUGAAAGGGUUCGCCACAAACCAACCGGUUUUGAAAUGGCUGUCAAAAGAAUCAGUCAAAACAUAGUUCAAGAACAGAGACGUCUGUUGAUGGAUAUGAAUGUUUUGGUCAACUCUGCCGGUUGUCCUAACAUUGUUGAAUUUUACGGCGCUAUCUUUUCUGAAGGCGAUCUUUGGCUGUUUAUGGAGAUAAUGGACUCCUCUUUGGAUAAAUUUUAUCGAAAGGCAUACACAAGAGUUGACAUCCCGACCAACGAGAACGCCAUACCGGAGUCAAUAUUAGGAAAAAUCGGGUCGUGUAUAGUGAAAGCACUUCAAUAUCUGCACGGAAUCAAAAUUAUCCACAGAGACGUAAAGCCAUCAAAUAUUUUGAUUAGUCGUAACGGAUCAGUUAAGUUAUGCGAUUUCGGUAUAUCCGGACAUUUAGUCAAUUCGAUUGCACAGACAUUUGAAGCGGGAUGUAAACCAUAUAUGGCACCCGAAAGAAUAAAUCCAGACCCACAACGUCGGGGAUAUGAUAUCAGAUCCGAUGUUUGGAGUUUAGGUAUUUCAAUGUUAGAGUUAGCAAUUGGCAAAUAUCCAUUUCCUGAGUCUAAGAACCUCUUUGAACAAUUGAAGCGUAUUUGUCAAGACGAUCCUCCAAGACUACCACCUAAUAGGUUCUCCAAAGAUUUCGAGAGUUUUAUUGAACAAUGUCUUCAACGAGAUUAUGAAAUGAGACCCAAUUAUAACAAACUUAUAUUACACCCAUUUAUCACAGAAAAUGAGACGAAAGAUAUAUCGGAAUUUGUAAGCAAAAUAUUGGACUCAACUUAAUGUUAAUUGAAUUUUAUUGUAAUUUUAUGGCAUUCAACGCAAAGUUACAAAUUGAGUGCCUUUUUUAACCAGUUAUAUGCAAAGUGUGUUAUGUUUGACAUUAAAGUCUAUCAUUAUUCGCAUUAAUGAUUAGAUUUUGAUUUUUGUUUUUUAAUCAUUAGUUUAUUGAAAAACUUAAGUUUGCUUUUACUAUACAUAUUUCAUUAUACAGUAAAUCCAUGUUUUAUUCAAAUUAGUUUCAAAUCAUGUUUAAAUACAAAAUAAAAAUGUUAACCGAGUU